AUGUUUUGCGGGGGGUGGUGGCGGGAUAGGCAUUCCAGCAAGCAUUCCCUCUCCGCUCAAGCAGAAUUGAUUGACAGCAAGCCAAGCAACCAAGAAGGGGGACGAGCAAUGGUGUGGAAAACGCAGAUUAGCUUUCUGGAUUCAACAGCAGGAGAGAAGCAUUCCAGCUCACUUUACUCGCACGCAUUUGCUUGUUCUGGCGAAGCGGCUUCGGUAGAGGUCACAGAUCCUUUCGAGACUAUAGAUAGUGCAGUUGACGCUGAGUCUUUCGGACCGCACAUUGACGUCUCUUCUUCCGGCGGCGGUGGAAUCGGCGUCGUACCUGGCGGUCCGCCAAGCGUACCUCGUGUGGCGCAGCUGCGAGGGGCGAGCGACGACGCUGCGACGCAGGCGAGCAGCGCCGUCGCCACAGGCGUCAGCCCGCACGUCGCACGGCUGUAUCUCCUGUCGCGGAAGAACUCUCGCGCGCGGUGCUUGGACGGCAGUCCUGCUGGAUACUACCUGCGACGCGGGUUCGGCAGCGGUGCCAACAACUGGAUCAUGAUUCUUGAGGCUGGAGGGUGGUGUUUCAACGCCAAAUCGUGCGCGAACCGAGCCAAGGGGCCCCUCGGAAGCUCCAAGAAAUGGCCGCCGACCAGUGACGUGAAAUAUGGCGGCGUGGGCAGCACGGACAGCGCCGUGAAUCCCGCGUUCUACAACUGGAACCUGGUGCUCGUCAAGUACUGCGACGGCAGCUCCUUCACCGGCGGCUACGGCAAGCUGCCGCCAAACUCGGAGACGGGGCGCACAUUAUACUUCCGUGGGCACUGGAACCUGCAGGGCACGCUGCAAGACCUGCUGGCUCGGCAAGGGCUGAACGCGGGCAAGCAAAUGCUGGUGGGCGGCUGCAGUGCGGGCGGCGUUGCAACGUCAAUCAAAUGCGAUCAGAUCUCAAGGUGGCUGGCCAACUACAACAUCACCACCAAGUGCUUCAUGGAUGGAGGCUACUUUCCCGACGUGGCGGAUAAGGACGGGCAGUACAGUAUGCGGCAGAAGGUGCAGCAGAUGGCUGGCGUGCAUGACAUGGGACGCAUAGGGAUCAACGCUGAGUGCAAGCGAGCCAUGAAGAAGACCAACGAAACAUGGAAGUGCUUCUUUCCGGAGUACAAUCUGCAAUUCGCGCGCUCUCCAAUGCUCAUUGUCAACUCCUUGUCGGAUUACAAAGCCAUCAGUUUGACCCUCGCACCCAGGCCCAAGGGUACCCAGGACCCUCUGCUUCGGUGCCUCCGCUCCAGCUACCGGAGCUGCACUCCUGGCCAGGUGAAGCUGCUCCAGUCCUUUUCUGCCAAAUGCUCGCAAAGCAGCAGCAGAGGACAAGCUCGACGUAAUUUCACUUCGCUGAAAGUCAGCUCCGUUCUUGAGGUUCCGAGUAGCCUUGAAGGUUCCUUCCCACCUGUUGUGUUCCCGACACCUGAUGAGGGUGGGUCAACCGCGACAAGGUGGAAGGUCCUUCCAGACAUUUGGCCAACUCUCACGGAGCAGUAUGGCGACAAGAUCGCUCUUUUCGAUCCGCAUCACGGACAAAAGCGAGGCUUGACGUUUUCGGAGCUCGAGAGUGCAAUUAAUGAUUUUGGCGAAGGUCUUCGUGUCUAUGGGCUGAAGCAGGGAGAGUGCGCCGCGCUGUUUGCUGAGAACUCGCACCGAUGGCUUAUCGCUGAUCAAGGCGUGAUGGAUAUUGGUGCUCGUGACGCUGUUCGAGGAGCGAAGUCCUCAGGAACGGAAUUAUUCCACAUUUUGGAAAACUCGGACAGUACCGCUGUCAUCGUGGACAACGUAGAGGUUCUUGAGCACAUUGCGCCUUUCCUCGAAACUUCUUCAGUGAAAGACGUUGUCAAGUUUGCAGUUGUCCUUUGGCCUCCAGUGGUCUCGGCUGCUGGGAGUGCCAGCAGGCUCACGCAUGAUGCUCUGUCGCGCGCAGCGCCUCGUCCAGCCUCCAGGCCUGAUGAUGUGGCAACAUUGGUGUACACUUCUGGGACGACCGGGAAUCCCAAGGGAGUGAUGCUCACACACAGCAACCUGAUGCAUCAGGUAAACAACUUUGAUUGUGUCCUGACGCCCAAUGCUGGUGAUGUCACGUUGAGCCUGCUACCCCCAUGGCACAUGUACGAACGCUCAUGCGAGUACUUUCUACUGAGCCGUGGCGUCCAGCUCGUCUACAGCAAUGUCAAGUCAUUCAAGGAAGAUUUGAUGAAACACCCUCCGGACUACUUUGUGGCUGUUCCACUUGUCUUUGAAGUUCUAUACAGUGGAGUCCAGAAGAAGCUUGCUGCAGCAUCUGGUGCCAGAGCAGCAAUUGCCAAGUUUCUGAUAAAAGUCUGCGCUCUUCACAAGGAAGCUCUGCGCAUCUGGACAGGAAUGGCUGUCCUCCGCUCACGUGAAAACGUUCAGGGGUUGAUGUUCAUGAAGGCUGUGGCAGAAUGCCUGGGAGCUGGGCUGUUGGCGCUGGUGCUGCUGCCACUCCACCUUCUAGCUGAGAAGCUUUUGUACACUAAGGUCAAAGCUGCGAUUGGCAUAAAGAAGGCAGCUGUGAGUGGUGGCGGCAGCUUGCCAUCACAUGUGGACAAAUUCUUUGAGCAAGUUGGGAUCACUCUGCUCAAUGGAUAUGGCCUCACAGAGACUUCUCCUGUGCUGACAUGCCGGCGAAGUUACAACAACGCAUUGGGAAGCAUUGGGAGUCCCGUCCCAGAAACAGAAAUAAAGAUUGUGGACCUGGAGACGGGAGUUGGUCUCCCUGCAGGCCAGCGAGGGCUGGUCAAGGCACGUGGCCCCCAAGUGAUGAAGGGCUACUACAAGAACCCGGCGGCCACAGCAAUGGCAAUUGACAAGGAUGGUUGGUUCUCAACGGGCGACCUUGGAUGGAUCUCUCCUUUGACUCCUGUUGGCGCUGCACGGAAUGCUGGAGGCCUUCUGGUCCUUGACGGCCGAGCAAAGGAUACCAUUGUUCUUGCCAGUGGUGAAAAUGUGGAGCCUGCGUUUGUCGAGGAGGCUGCACUUAGCAGCCCUGUCAUCCGCCAAAUAAUGCUCGUCGGUCAGGUACAGCAUGGAUGCAGCAUGGGUACAGCAUGUGACGAGAGAAAGCUUGGAGCGCUGAUUGUGGUGAAUGAGGAGGAGAUGGAGGCUGCAGUGGCAAGCAUGAGAGCAGAGAAGGGGAUGGAGGGAGGCGAGGUGACAGAAAAGGAGCAGAGGACUAUUAUUCGACAAGAGCUCACCCGCUGUUUAGCGGAGGCAGGUUGUUUGGCACAUGAGCGGGUUGGUCCGUUCGCACUCCUCGACGAACCAUUCACAGUGGACAAUGGUCUUCUCACUGCAACGAUGAAGAUGCGGCGUGACGUGAUCUAUGACAGGUACAAGGAGCUUUGUAAUAAGCUUUUCCAGCACUAG
Molecule: messenger RNA, 3420 nt
Organism: Closterium sp. Yama58-4
Lineage: Eukaryota; Viridiplantae; Streptophyta; Zygnematophyceae; Desmidiales; Closteriaceae
Source: the annotation of a GenBank genome assembly